AUGGCCGCUACAGCAGCAGCAGCAGGAGCGGAUUUCCAUUAUGGCAAUGCCGCGGGCGGUGGGGUUGGAUAUAAUGGAGCGGGUGGACCACCGGGAGCUUUUCCUGGUGGUUAUGGUGGCGCUCCAGGAGGUUAUGGAGGAUAUGGUGCUCCAGGUUAUGGAGGUUAUGGCGGUUACGGUUACAUGGAUACUCAAAGUCCACUUGAUGCGGAAAUCCAGGUCGUAAUUCGCGAAAUACAUAAUGAGCAACAACUGAUGGAGCAGGGUGGUGAGUGGGGCGAACAGUUCAAAAAUGCAAAACGAUUGUUAGCUGCUGAAGCAGAUAAGUUAGAAAAUUCCAUUGAUCCAGAAUGGCUCGAAGUUGACAUCGCCAAACCAAUUAAAGUCUCCAAAAAGGUUCUGAUUCCCAACUUCAGGCACCCACAUUUCAAUUUUGUUGGUAAAAUUUUGGGACCAAAAGGAGCAACGUUGCAGGCUAUGGCGAAACAGUUUAAAUGUCACAUUUAUGUGCUUGGUCGUGGUUCUACUAAAGAUCGCGCCAAGGAACAAGAACUCCUGCAGAGUGGAGAUCCGCAGUAUGCCCAUUAUGGUGGACCACUUCAUGUAAAAGUAGAAACCAUUGCACCAGCACAUGUUGCAUAUCAGCGAAUAGCAGGCGUUUUAGAGCAGCUUUCCACCACUUUGCAACCAACACGAGACGAAACUUUUGACAAAAUGAGUAAUCAAGGCGGAGGAGCAGGCGAUGGUGGUGAAAAAGCAGAUGGUGGAGAAGAUGCAGGUGACGAUCAACCAGGUGGAGGAGCAAUGCGAGGAGGAAGAGGAGGUUUUCGUGGUGGCCGAGGUGGAGAACGUGGUGGUUUCCGGGGACGUGGUGGUGAUCGAGGAGGAAUGCAACGUGGCGCUUACAGAGGCGUGCGAGGAGCUGGUGAUCGUGGAGGAUAUCGCCCAUAUUGA
Cercopithifilaria johnstoni is the source of this 954-nucleotide messenger RNA. NCBI's taxonomy places the organism in Eukaryota, Metazoa, Nematoda, Chromadorea, Rhabditida, Onchocercidae. The record is from the annotation of a GenBank genome assembly.